Messenger RNA from Thermothelomyces thermophilus ATCC 42464, 1158 nucleotides. RefSeq lists its product as uncharacterized. The transcript has a single exon. Lineage: Eukaryota; Fungi; Ascomycota; Sordariomycetes; Sordariales; Chaetomiaceae. Bases 1 to 1158 code for a protein of 385 amino acids. The record is from RefSeq and is a predicted model, not a curated record.
AUGGAUACCUUCGAGACCAGCAAGCCCGACCGCUUGCACCAGUCGCUUAGCAAUGCGUGGGCAAGUUUCCUCGGCGCUCAACAGUGCGGUCGCGAGAUCAGCUCCCUCAAGGGGGCUCUUGACGAACACGCCCGGGAAACCAACCUCUCAAUUGCGUCAUUGAAGAGAGACGCUGUGACCAAAAAUGAAGUCCUCUCCGCUGCUAUUUCCGAUGCCAAGUUCAAGAUCGACCAGCAUGCUGCACAUCUGAAGGAGGUUAGCGUCUCGCCGGCCCAGCUCUCUACUCUUCAGCUGGCGCUCGAGCAGGAUAAGGAAGAUAGCUCGAAGAAGAUAUCCGAGCUAUCUGAGAAGGUGGCGGCUCAAGGGAGCUGUCUGGACGGGUUGCAGUCUAGUACAUCUCGGGAAUUGAACGCAAUCCAAGAGCAAUACCGCUUGGCGCUCGAGGAAGUUGUGUCUCUUCAGAACGAGUUGAGGGAGGUCCGAGCAGAUAAGCUCGCUUUAGAGCAGAGGCUGGCUGCACUCGAGACCCAGGUUGCGGCCUUGGCUCAGGGUAGCAGAGAAAUGCCUGACGACAAUGUCAAGCUCCUGAAGGGAUUUCUUCCCCCGUGGGGAAAUCCAAUGGCGCUGUUGGAUUCUCAACGACAACAAGAAACUCUCGCGCUAGGUUCAGUAUUGCCCUCGUGCCAGAGGGACAAUCCGCGCUCACAAACCCCAACUGCCCUCAAUGGGAACAACAUCCGUGAACCCCCACCACGUCAGAUCGCAGCGGGCGGCCAGCAAAACGUCGGCAAGAAUAAUCUGUCUCCAGCGGCUACAAAGAGAACGAUAGAAGAGCGGACACAAGAACCGCCCAAACGCCCAAGACAACACGAGGAUGCCUGUCAGGAUAUUCGUUCACUCUACCUCGUCUUUCGGGAGAGAUACAAGACAAAGCCGCCCAAAUCGGAUACAGCCUUCAUCUGGCAAUUCAUCGGCAGCAUCGAGGACCAAGCCAUGUCGAAAUACAUCCAAGAGUCGUUGACCGCCAUGCUUCCCGAGCACGUCACUCCUUGUAGAGACAUGAGGCGCAAGAAUCCGCGAAAGCAUGUGACUAUCUCCAAGGGGCUGACGUGGAGAAAAUUCCGGGAGGCACUGGUCAAUAUCCCGGGCCCGUCUUGA